CGAAUAUCAUGCCAGCCCUAAUUAACAAAAGAUCAAAGCUUUUCAACAAGGCCGCCGCCUCCUCAGACGCGCCGCCGUGGCUGGAACUGCCGGAUUAUUUGACGGAGAAUAUCCUACUGCCAAUCGGAGAUAUACUGACUACUGCGCAGAAAGUGUGUACUACAUGGCGGAGAGUGAUAAAAAAUCCCACGAUGUGGCGCGUUAUUAACUUGGAUUGUCGAGAUUGGGCUGACAAAAAAUUCGCUAGCGUAUGCUAUCGCAUAGUGGAUCGUAGCCAGGGACAAUUGGUCGACCUAAAGCUUCUCAGUUAUAAUGAUCAAGACUAUGAGUUUCUUGAUUACGUCGCCGGAUCAAGUAAGCUCCGAUGCCUUACACUCGCAGGGUACGAGAAAAUUGAAAUUGGUUUGACUGAUGCAAUAGAAAAACUCCCACGGUUGGAAGAGUUGCACCUUAUCAGAAUGCCAUCACUGAGUGUAGAAGAAUUUGAAAGCAUUGGCAUGUCUUGCCCCAUGUUGAAAUCAUUUACAUAUAUAGACCAUUGGCUUACGGAUUACCCUAUCGAGGGAAGAUUUGGCACUGAGCAUGCCGUUGCAAUUGGAGAAACCAUGCCUAAUCUGCACCAUCUCGGACUGGAAGCGAUUCUCGAUGGCUGCCCCCAUCUUGAAUCACUUGAUCUUCGGAGAUGCCUUGGUCUUGAUCUGGAAGGAGCUCUGGGUAAAAGAUGUUCUGACCGAAUAAAACAUCUGAGGCUUCCUUCUGACUACAGUGUUACUGAUUGGGUUAUCAAAUAUCCUGCGUAUGAAGAUAAUAAAUCUGAAUAUAAAUACGAAAAUGGAAAUAAAUAUGAAUGUGGAUAUGUUACUACUUACUAUGACAGUGAUUUUUAUAUACCUCCAGAAUUAUGA
Molecule: messenger RNA, 905 nt
Organism: Salvia splendens (bonfire salvia)
Lineage: Eukaryota; Viridiplantae; Streptophyta; Magnoliopsida; Lamiales; Lamiaceae
Product: putative F-box/LRR-repeat protein 23
Exons: 2
Coding region: 9-905 (298 amino acids)
Source: RefSeq, a predicted model, not a curated record